AUGGAGUCUGGUUCGGACUGGUCAGUUACUCCCGAGCCUGAGGCCUGCCCUCAGCACUAUGGUGAGAACCAGCCAACAGAGAAGAACCUUCCUUCCAAUCGGUCCCCCUUAGUUCCUACAAUGUCCACCCAGAGUGUGUGCUGUUUACAGCAGUUCAUAACCAAGAGAAAUGACCGGAGCUGCACACGAGAUGGCCGUCUUUUGCUGCUGCUUGGCCUCGGUCGGUUCUUGCAACGCCCCCAGGAGAUGAUGAAGGGGAUCACAGCAAACCUUUCUCAGGAAGAGCUGCAACCCGACCAACAGACGGCUCAGCAACCAACGAACUCAGCCCUGUCAGAUAAAACAUCAGCCUCACCCCCAACAUCCAGAAGGACUUAUUUUGUCAUGCCCAAGGGACACACUUUGAGUAAAGACCAAAACUGUCUACAUGGGCUGAGAGUCUGGUGAAAAGCGCUGGACAUGAAUGAGUCAUGCCUGUUGGGCUUCAUACAUGGCUCCACCAAUAGGGUACAUAGAGUUCCCAAGACCGCCAGCUGGAAAUGUGGACGAACUCCCAGCCUAAGCCGCUGUGAGAGCCUAGGACUGGAACAUAGUGUGUGCAAGAUCACCGCAGGCCAGCAGUGCCCCAGGUGCCAGGGGUACAGUGUCACCUCAUUGAAGAGGAUCUUGACAGUCAGUGCUGACCAGCCGUUCUCUGUGGCCCUAAACUGUAAACCACAGGGCUCUGAGGAAAAAGAAGGACAUUGUUGUUCCUAUGCUUCUGCUACAUGUCUGUCCCUUAGUAAAAAAAAAAACGGCCCAAUACAGUGCAAGCCAAUUAGAAACCAUAACUGAUCCUAAAACCCAGAUUCACAUUCUCGCUCUCACCCUCUCUCCCUCAAACUGGAGUUCUUCCUUGUCUGGCUCUAAAGCUGCCCCAAAGCUGAGUCUACCCAAGUGGACAAAGGUACAGAGAGAAAGUCCAAGCCAGACAGUGAAUGAGGGUGAGACAUAGGCUCGGCGCUGUCCUUUAUUUAUUUAUUUUUAAUUGUUUUUUAUAUUCUUCACAAAUAUGGUUAUUAUUUUAUUACCAUGGAUGACUAUUCUCUCUCUCUUUUUAUUUUUCCAUUCAAAAUUUCCACUUCCUUCCCUCCUCCCAAUCCCCCCCACGCACUCCCCCACUCACCGUCCUCCCAUGCCCUGUGGGAAGUCCAAGGCCCUCCCCACUACAUCCAGGCCUAGGAAGGUAUGCAUCCAAACAGACUAGGAUCCCAAAAAGACAGUACAUGCAGUAGAAACAAGUCCCGGUGCCAUUAUCAAUGGCUUCUCAGUCAGCGCCAUUCAGAGAGUCCGGUUUGAUCACAUGCUCGUUCAGUCCCAGUCCAGCUGGAUUUGGUGAGCUCCCACUAGAACAGGCACACUGUCUCUGUGGGUAGACGCACCCCUCGUGGUUCUGACUUCCUUGCUCAUCUUCUCCCUCCUUCUGCUCUUCAACUGGACCUUGCUUUAAAGAAGUGUGAGCAUGUGUGUGCGCCCGAGUACAGCUGCCUCGCAGCACACGGGUUGCCCGUGCUCCAGACGGCUCAGAGCCACAGCUCUGUCCUUGUACAAUCUGUGUUCCUGCCCCAGGAUCUCCUCAGUACAGUCUGUGUUCCUGCUCCAGGAUCUCCUCAGUACAGUCUGUGUUCCUGCUCCAGGAUCUCCUCAGUACAGUCUGUGUUCCUGCACCAGGAUCUCCUCAGUACAGUCUGUGUUCCUGCCCCAGGAUCUCCUCAGUACAGUCUGUGUUCCUGCCCCAGGAUCUCCUUCUCAGUACAGUCUGCGAUCCUGCGCCAGGAUCUCCUUCUCAGGGCUGUUGCUCUUUUCGCAGCCGCAGCCGAGCAAAGCCUUGCUGCUCUGGAGUUGUGUCCGAAGAGUGGCAAACUAUGGGAAAUGUGGAGGGUAGCGAUGGGACGAUGAUGUGUAGGCCACGCUUCAAGCAGGGUUGUCUUCAAUCUUGAUGCUUUCUCUGCCAGUUUUGAGUCCUCGGAGUGAACAGUGCAUGAAGCACAAAGUUACCAUUCCUCAUUGCUGUGCAAAUGUGUGCUCCUGUUUGUCCCCUUAUUUCUUUCCUUCAUCCUGAGCCCACUCUUUUUUUUUAAUGUUUAAUUUUAAAUAAAU
Alexandromys fortis (reed vole) is the source of this 2139-nucleotide messenger RNA. It is a transcript of the gene Rnase11, whose product is annotated as ribonuclease A family member 11 (inactive). Lineage: Eukaryota; Metazoa; Chordata; Mammalia; Rodentia; Cricetidae. The record is from RefSeq and is a predicted model, not a curated record.